Molecule: messenger RNA, 1275 nt
Organism: Dipodomys ordii (Ord's kangaroo rat)
Lineage: Eukaryota; Metazoa; Chordata; Mammalia; Rodentia; Heteromyidae
Gene: Mmp23b
Product: matrix metallopeptidase 23B
Exons: 7
Coding region: 1-1239 (412 amino acids)
Biological process (GO): extracellular matrix organization; proteolysis; collagen catabolic process
Cellular component (GO): extracellular matrix
Molecular function (GO): zinc ion binding; metalloendopeptidase activity
Source: RefSeq, a predicted model, not a curated record
AUGGCGGCCAGCGGAAGUCGACGACGCGGAAGCUGGGACGACGCAACGGGCGGGAACGCCGCCCGGCCGGCCCUCAGACGCGAAGGAGCUCGGGGAGCUCGGAGCGGCCGCGCCGCGCGGGGCGUGGGUGGCGGCGGGCCAACGCCGAGCCUUUCCCGAAGGCCGGGGGCCGAGACCAGCGCCCCUCAGCGCGCCGCGCGCCAGCCGCCGCCAGCGUCUGACGUCACAACACCUGAGCCGGCACCAACAGGACUCGGGAGGCGGUGCCGCGGCUCCGGGGACCCGCCGCCGUUGCUGGGGCCGGAGCCCCGCGCCCCGGCCCUGACCCGACCCUCCCUUUGGCCGCCCCGCAGGAUCCUCUCCUUCCCCCAGAACCUCCUGAGCCCCCGGGACACCCGGCGAGGCCUGGCUGCCGCUUUCCGCAUGUGGAGCGACGUGUCCCCCUUCAGCUUCCGGGAAGUGGCCCCCGAGCAGCCCAGCGAUCUCCGGAUAGGCUUCUACCCGGUCAACCACACUGACUGCCUGGUCUCCAGCCUGCACCACUGCUUCGACGGCCCCACGGGUGAGCUGGCCCACGCCUUUUUUCCCCCCCACGGGGGCAUCCACUUUGACGACAGCGAAUACUGGGUCCUAGGCCCCACGCGCUACAGCUGGAAGAAAGGCGUGUGGCUCACAGACCUGGUGCACGUGGCCGCGCAUGAGAUCGGCCACGCGCUGGGCCUCAUGCACUCGCAGCAGGGCCGGGCACUCAUGCACCUCAAUGCCACACUUCGAGGCUGGAAGACACUGUCCCAGGAUGAGCUGUGGGGGCUGCACCGGCUCUAUGGCUGCCUGGACCGGCUGUUGGUGUGUCCCUCCUGGGCGCGAAGGGGUUUUUGUGAUGCCCGCCAGCGGCUGAUGAAGAGGCUGUGUCCCAGCAGCUGUGACUUCUGCUAUGAGUUCCCCUUCCCCACUGUGGCCCCUACGCCCCCACCCCUGAGGACCAAAACCAGGCUUGUGUCUGAGGGCAGGAAUGUGACCUUCCGCUGCGGCCAGAAGAUCCUCCACAAGAAAGGCAAAGUCUACUGGUACAAGGACCGGGAGCCCCUGGAGUUCUCCUACCCAGGGUACCUGGCCCUGGGCGAGGCACAGCUGAGCAUCAUCGCCAACGCCAUCAACGAAGGCACCUACACCUGCAUCGUGCGCCAGCACCAGCGGGUGCUCACCACCUACUCCUGGCGGGUCCGAGUGAGGAGCUGAGCCCGGAGCCUGGAGCCCAGGCCCAGGCCUGCAUGA